Puccinia graminis f. sp. tritici CRL 75-36-700-3 is the source of this 306-nucleotide messenger RNA. RefSeq lists its product as uncharacterized. The transcript has 3 exons. NCBI's taxonomy places the organism in Eukaryota, Fungi, Basidiomycota, Pucciniomycetes, Pucciniales, Pucciniaceae. Bases 1 to 306 code for a protein of 101 amino acids. The record is from RefSeq and is a predicted model, not a curated record.
AUGCACUCCUUCAUCCCAUUAGUUUUUCUUGUCGCCAUGAUGGUUGUCAGGCUUGAAGCUAGCUCGUAUGCCAAGUGCCUCAACGGGAAAUUUCCUCAACCGGUCUGCAGGCGGCAGGCUACCGGUUCUACUCCGGAGUCACUUGUCGGAAUUACCGCUGUGUUUCAGGACUCUUUCACCUGCUCCGCAAAUAAGAAUGACGCCAAACCGUGGAAGUGUUGUGAUGACACUACGUUUGCGAUUGGCACCGUUAGAUACGAUAUCACGGAAUCACUCAAAUAUUGUCAAACCGCCACCCCGGUCUGA